CUGCCAUUCGCUGCCAAGGCUGUCAGUCACCGAAUCCUGGCUGGUGAUUACCCGCUGGCACCCAGUGAUUACCGAGCAUCUCCAACUGGGAGGAAGACUGUUUUGUUUAGUAACAGUCCUCCUCCUUGUCAGCUCAGGCACACUGCUUUGGAUGGCUGUGCACAGCACAGCCAUUCAAAGCAGUACAGACAAUGCCCCCUAUUAAAAACACUCCCUGCACACAGUUAACCCUUUGAUUACCCCUUCCUGCCCAGUGCCAUUAGUACAGUGUUCAUGCUUUUUUUUUAGCACUGAUCACUGUAUUGCUGUCACUGGGGAUGUCAGUGACACCUAGUCAGUUCCCCCCCAGUACCAGUCCUGCAGUCCCACAGUCCCGAUAUAAGUCACUGA
Molecule: messenger RNA, 390 nt
Organism: Staurois parvus
Lineage: Eukaryota; Metazoa; Chordata; Amphibia; Anura; Ranidae
Source: the annotation of a GenBank genome assembly